AUGCUACUAACCUUUCUUCAAGCUGAUGUGGAUGUCGCCGAGGUCACCACCACCGAAGCCAAUGGGACCACUGACCCCACCAAGGCCACCGGGACCAUUGGGACCACCAAGGCCACCAGGACCACUGGGACCAACGUCACCGAGGCCACCGGGACCAAUGCCACCGACAGCACUGAGGCCACCGGGACCACCAACCUAACCAAUGCCACAGGGACCAACAACUCCACCAAUGCCGCCGAGGCCACGGAACCACCAACCCCACCGAGACCACGGGAACCACCAACACCACCCAUGCCACCGAGGCCACGGGAACCACCAACCUCACCACUGAGGCGACGGAACCACCAACCCCACCAAUGCCACGGGAACCACCAACCCCACCACCGAGGCCACCAAGACCACCAAGACCACCACCACCAACCCCAUUGCGGUGGCACUGAUAACUAUGGCAGUGGUACUACCAUUGUUGUUGGGAGAAUGCCACGAAAGCGCACAGCCUUUACAUGGCGAAAGAAACAAACUGCCAAAAAGCAGAAACUGGUGGUUGAUGAGGCAGAGGAGGAUACUGUAAUGGAAUGCAACCCUGAUACUGACGAGGACAAACAUGAGCAGGCAACAUUGGAGGAGACGGAGGCAAUGAAGGCCCACUCAGAAAGGAGGAAAAGCCAGCGCCAAGAUGUGGAGUCCGACAACGAAAAUUUUGAUGACGACAAGGAUGUUGAUUACGAUCCAACAAAGCAAAGCCCCGAUGAGAGCAGCAGUGAGGAGGAAGGAAUCGAAAUGAUCCCACCUUCGCCGCUUCCAGCGACACAACUAAAAGUAGCAAAACCCAAAAAGAAUCGUGAAGAUCCAGCUUGUCUCGGAGGCGAGCGAAACCAACACCAGAGGGAGAGAAGUGUCGAGACAACUUAG
Messenger RNA from Mizuhopecten yessoensis (Yesso scallop), 912 nucleotides. RefSeq lists its product as uncharacterized. Lineage: Eukaryota; Metazoa; Mollusca; Bivalvia; Pectinida; Pectinidae. Bases 1 to 912 code for a protein of 303 amino acids. The transcript has 4 exons. The record is from RefSeq and is a predicted model, not a curated record.